This is a messenger RNA of Liolophura sinensis, 4230 nucleotides long. Its product is annotated as alpha-(1,3)-fucosyltransferase 7-like. The coding region runs from base 234 to 1502 and encodes 422 amino acids. The record is from RefSeq and is a predicted model, not a curated record. NCBI's taxonomy places the organism in Eukaryota, Metazoa, Mollusca, Polyplacophora, Chitonida, Chitonidae. The transcript has 2 exons. Gene Ontology annotation, molecular function: fucosyltransferase activity. Gene Ontology annotation, cellular component: membrane.
AGCAACCGAAUAUUAGGACGUCUUGCAUGGUUGCCCAGAGAUGUACGUGUGUAUGAAUGCAAGAGAAUAUCAUGUAAUACGGUUAUCUGGGGAUUGCAUAUCCAUGCACACGUCAGGCAGAAGUGUAAGUAGCCGAGACACAGCAUCUUGUUGAAUUUAUCAUCGGCCAUUCGGUAUCAUCAGAAUGAGACUACCAGCGUCAUCUUAAUACACAGUGUUUUCACACUGGAAUCAUGAGGUGUGUCCCCGGCAUCCGUUGUCUGCAUGCAAGUAAAGCUACAAUCAUGGUCAAGUGGAAAAUACUACUAACUCUAUGCAUGUUUUCUGUUAGCGUCGUGUUCUUGUUAUGGAAAUUUGGUGAAAAACGAACAACUAAUUCCACUACAGUUGAGAAGUCUGUUUCCGAGUCCAGCAACCUGCAUCGGUAUUGGGAAAUUAAAAACACCUCACUCGGUGAAGGCAAGAAGAAACUAAUUUUACUCUGGACGAAGUUCUUUAAUAAUGAUGGCUGGAUGAAGGAUAAUGUUUUCGAACAAUGUCCGGUCUCAAGCUGUGGAUUUACCAGCGACAAAGGACAACUGCAGAAAAGCCACGUCGUUGUGUUUCAUUCCAGAAAUAUAAACGAUGAGUAUCUCCCGACGCAAAAAUGGCCACAUCAAAGGUGGCUGCUGUUUAACGUGGAACCACCUUAUUUAAGUAGCAUGUUGCCGCAAAAGUAUAACAGCCUGUUCAACUGGACGAUGUCUUACAGACAAGAUUCGGAUUUUGUAUAUUCUUACAACCAGGUCAGUCCUCAUGAUGGAGGUAGCAGUUUUACUAAGGUAGAGGUCGGGACAAAAACAAAACUUGCUAUUGCUAUAAUUUCUAACUGUUUUGCCAUAAACAACCGCCUCGAAUAUGUCCGGGAGCUCCAAACGCACAUGCACUUAGAUUUCUACGGAAAAUGCGCCGGACGGCCGUGCUUUGAUGCAGAAUGUAAUGAUGCAGCUAUGAAGAAAUACAAAUUUUUUCUGGCGUUUGAAAACGGUAACUGCCUGAAUUACAUCACGGAGAAAUUCUGGAACGCUUUGCUUACCUUCGAUGCUGUUCCGGUUGUCCUCGGGGGAUCUUCGCCACGUGACUAUGAACUAGUAGCGCCCCCUGGUUCGUAUAUAAACACGGCUGACUUCUCUUCUCCCAAAGAGUUAGCUACUUACCUAUUAAAGUUGGAUAAAGACGACCAGCUAUACAUGGAGUAUCACAACUGGAGGAAGAACUACAAGGUAGUAUCUCUCGGGCUUAUCUCACAGAAAAGAUGGAAGAGUAGCCUUCCACCCCACCCGGCUUGGUGCGAUUUGUGUGCAGCUCUGCAUAAUUCAUCUUUACCUUCCCAAGUCUACACGGACUUAGCAGCUUGGUAUUCGCAAGAUGUAUGCCCUUACGACCAUCCGAAUGUAUUCUGUACAUCGUGGAAUCGUUGUUGCUUUAGGAAGAACUUCAGAGACAUGUUUAGCUGCAUUUAAUAGUGGCUAGCCGCUGAUAUGUACUCUCAAAAAGUAUUCUGUUAAAUUUAGCAGAAAGCCUGUUAUCUGAGUGAUGCUAGGAUGUAUUUUGUUAUUGAAGCAGAUUGUUCCGUUAAAUAUAACCUACAUAUACUAACUAAUUCAACAUAACGGUGGUUGCGAUGUCAGAAGUCAUUUGCAGCGAUGCAUUGAUGUUAAUACAACUCAGACACAAAUGACCUACAUCUCCUUUAAAGGUGUAAGGAAUAAUUACCAACAAAAGCAAUGUAGAAUCAAAAGAAUCGCAGUUUAGGGCAUUAACGAUUAACAACAAAUGUAUGCAUCACUAACUUUCCAUGGAAUGUAAAUCUGCUGUUGAUUGGUCAGACUGGGUUGGUGACAGGUGUUCCCACGUAUGUUGUCCAAUGCAUUCAAACAUGCAAUUCCAAAUGACAUUAAAUGUUACAGGAUUAAGUAGAUGUUCCUCUGGCCAGUCCAGGGUCAAUGGUCCUGGUCAGCUGGGUUGGUCAGUCACAGCCCAUGGUUUAACAGGGCUGCUCUGCAUGCCAGUCCUGCUGUGGUUUUAUAGGCUUCUCAGGACAAUUAAGCUAGUCUGUUGAGUGUAACGCUUUUUUUGUACAGUGCUGUAUACCAUUUCCCUUUCAACAGAAGUAUCAGCUUGUGGUCAUUUGAGAAGUUUAAUUAAUCUUUUUAAGAGGACAUCUGAAAAAGGAUUUGCUUUUUUCUGUCGCAAAGUCUAUAAUAUAACUAAAUAAUGCAUAGAUAUAUGUACACGGAGCCUAUCGCCACAUUUCCUCUUUUGUACAGAAACAUGACGUCCGUGAUAUUAUGGGAUGUACUAGUAAAUAACCAAUGGCGCUGUCUCCAGAUCAUGUACUAAUCUAUUUUCUGAUGUUUUCAUGAAUUAUGUUCACAUUGUGGAUAAAUCAGAUAAACUAAUGCCAGCAUGAGACUCGCAUAACAUCAGGAAGUCCAGAUGCGAGUAAACUUAGCGGGGAAAUGCUUUAUUUCUAAAAUUGUGUUUCCGAUCUUGCCUUUCUAUGCACAUACAGUACACAUGUAGUGAUAUUUCCAGGCUUGUUUUAUCGAGACGAGGGCCUGUAGGUUGGCCAGAUAUAAAGGAGACCCUUUUCAGAUGUAGUCCACGUGACAAAAGCAUAUGGCACACGCACACGCGCAUUCAACUCUUACCAUGUUCAUCUCGUUCUCAAACACCUUUGAUCACAACAACUCGAGAGGUUCAGUGGUAUAAGCAUCGGACUACAGGGGUUGUUCAUUUUUGGAGCGAGAUAAUUAUCGACACUUUCUGUGUAAUCUGAUGUCGGCGUUUUAGCUAAAAGACACAUGGCGCGUAAGAAGUCCCGACACCAUUUACAAAUCAUUUACUUGGCGCCGAGUAAUCAAGGAAGUUGUACAGCAAAUCAGCAUUGACCUUUAGGCCUACCUGUUCACUAAAACCUUCUGACAAUCGAUUUACGUCAUAUAGCGACCAUUCCAUUAUGCUUUGGAAAUGUGAAUUUGAUCAAAUUGAAAGAGACUCUGGCCUUUAUAUUUUAAACAAUAUGUUAUUAAAUGAGACGGAUUUUUGUGAAGGGGUGAAGUGGCUUUAUCGACGAACACUAUUCCUGUGCCUUGUAUACGGACGAUAUCUGCGUUUGGUAGGAUCAUCUGAAGUAUAAGAUUAAAAAGUUUGUCCACGCUUACGACAAAGAAGAGAAAGCCAAAAAGUACAAAAACAUCAACGCAAUAUGACAAAGAUUGGAAAAAGAAUACGCAUGGGCCUCAUUUAUAUAGAUAAUUAUGAUUCUUCUGUGAUAUCUGAACUACAGGAGGGGCUAUCUAAUUAUGAGAAAGAAACUUAUAUGGGGACGGUGUUGCGAUCCAGAGAUUUGUACACUCGCGAGAGUGAUCGUAACAUCAAUCAUCUUCUUAAUUUAGAGAAAUAGGUUAAUGCGUAUGAUUUAGGAGUUUCCUAAAACUCGAUCAAGAAAAGGCCUUUGAUAGUGUUUCGCAUGAGUACCUGCACAAAGUGUUACACAAAUUUCGUUACGGUAUAAACUUUGUAAAGGGAUUGAAGUUUUAUACCAUGCUACCAGAAGUGUUGUGCAAUGUAAUGGGCGUGUUACUAAAUAUUUUCCAGCGGGUAAGUCCAUACGAUUGAAUGCAUGAAUGAAUGAUAAUGGCUUAACGCCACAUCGGCAAUAUUUCAGCCCUAUCGUGGCGAAAGUCAAUGCGACAAAGAUGCCCUAUGCAAUACUAUAUGUGUUGAGUGUAGAGCCGCUGGGGUCAGCAAUUAGAUUUUUCCCUUUAGCUCAGCUGGUAGAGAGCUGGACUUGGGCUGCUGAAACCCGAAUUCAAAUCACAGUGUGACCCACGUAGUGAAAUCUUUUCGAGGCAAAAGUUGUAUAGAUUUGGACUGAUCAAUGCAAAUAUGUGUGUGUUUUGCAAGGGGCGCGCAGAAGAUCUGCUGCACCUCUUUGUAAUGUGUGACCGUCUUCAAGUUUUUAUUAUAUGUAUACAUUUGCAAUAUAGUCCAUUCAUUUUUCAGAUUUGAACCAAUAGUUACUCUAAAUAAAAUUCAUUCUAAGCAUUCCAUGCUACUUGGGAUAGCGAAAUGCUCCAAGAAAGUAAAUUUUUACUUUGUCAACUACGUGUGGUGUUACAGAGAUUGAAGUAAAGAACGUCUUACUUUUACCGCUAUUUUUAUUUGUAUGUAAAUUGAACCUCU